AUGAUCGCAGCUUGUGGUGCAGAAGAAAAGGUGGCGCAGAGCUACGGGAAUCUUAUCAACGAGAUGAGAGCUCUCAGUCAGAAAUUGUCUCCCAUAUUGGCUCUGCAAUAUGCUCCAGUGUUCUUUACGAUAUAUGCGACCUUCGCACUCUGCUUUUGGUUUGCAGUAGAGCUCUACUUGAAGCUUCAAUUCAGCAACGUUGAAACUUUGGUUGUUGUUUUGAUGUCUGUAAUGACAAUGUUAGCCCAUAUAUCCUCUGUCUCUGUCCCGUUGACAGCAGCGACAAACGCUAUCGCAGCCGCAUCAGUUUUCUUCACCAUCAUUGAUGCGCCGAAGCCCGUUACGUCCGGCAUCAAAGAAGGAACAGUCGACAUGAAUGCCGACAUCGUAAUGGAGAACAUCAACUUUGCAUACCCAACACGCCACGACGUCAAGAUAUUAGAUGGGUUGAGCUUGCGCAUACUUGCAGGGAAGAAAACGGCCAUUGUAGGACCCAGCGGAUCUGGUAAGAGCACUACUGUUGCGCUGAUUCAACGGUGGUAUGAGCUGGGCGAAACUGAUCCUAUCGCGAGUUACUUGCGCAACGGCGUUAUCAAGAUUGGUCAGUCAGAACUUAGAAGUAUUGACCUCUUUUGGUGGCGCUCACAGAUUGGUAUCGUGCAGCAGGAUGUCUUUCUCUUCGACGAUACCGUCUUCAAUAACGUCGCCUUCGGACUCACUGGAACUAAAUGGGAAUCUGCAACUGAAAAGACAAAAGAGCGACUUGUAACUCAAGCCUGCAAGGAGGCCUACGCACACGAGUUCAUCUGCUUGUUGCCCGAAGGUUAUCAUACGCCCGUGGGCGAUAGAGGAUUGCAGUUUAGCGGCGGACAGCGUCAAAGGAUUGCCAUUGCCAGAGCCAUUGUCCGGCAGCCCAAAGUGCUGAUAUUCGACGAAGCGACCAGCGCACUUGACGUUACAAGCGAAAAGAUUGUACAAGCGGCUCUUGAUCGCGUUGCACAGAAUCGUACUACUGUUGUGAUUGCUCAUCGAUUGUCGACCAUCUUCGAUGCAGACAGCAUCAUCGUUAUGAGCAAAGGAAAGGUUGUCCAACACGGGACCCAUAAACAACUCGUCAAGAUCAAGGAUGGUGCAUAUCGAAGUCUUGUCGAUUCGCAGCAGCUCGCGAUGCAUUCAACAAACACAAUGAGCAUAGCCAAAGAAGAUCCCUGGGUGCAGCAGACUUGGAAGCGUCAAAGUGUAAUAGCUGAGAAGGAGAGUUACGAGACUCUUGUCGAAUCUGAAGCUACUGCCGCUGAGUCAGUGGGGUCUGCGGAGCCAAUAGCUCCGCCGAAAGAGAGUGUGCUUCGAAGUUUUGGUUUGCUUUUGGUGGAGCAAAGGCGAAACUGGCCAGGGUACGCAAUCAUGGUGAUUGCUGCCAUGGGUGCCGCAGCAAGCAACCCUUUGCAAGCCUUUCUUUUCGGACGAUUGAUAUCGUCUUUUGCGUAUUGGUCAGAGGCACUUCGAGUCUCUACCAGCUUCUUAUGCCUUAUGCUGCUCGUUGUUGCAACAGGCGUUGGGCUGAGUUAUUUCACGCUUGGCUGGGUAUCGAAUGAGGUUUCUGCUUACACUCUGACUGUUUAUCGCAAAGAAUACUUUCAGAACAUGAUUACCAAGCGGCUAUCGUACUUUGACCACAGCGAUAACGCCAUUGGCCUUCUCAAUGCACGGCUGGCUACAGAUCCAGCGCAGCUGCAGCAACUAUUGGGAAUGAACAUGGCUAUGGUUCUCAUAUCCAUCUUCGGCCUUGUAGGUUGUGUCAUCGUUGCUGAGAUCUUCCAUUGGAAAUUCGCGCUUGUGGUCAUCGCAUCCUCAUUACCAAUCAUUUUGGUGGGUGGAUGGUACCGCAUUAGACACGAAGUCAAGUUCGAGGCUAGAAAUAAUGUCGUCUUCGCUGAGAGCGCACGAUUUGCUACAGAAGCCAUCGGCGCAAUCCGUACAGUCGCAAGUCUUACUUUUGAACGUACUAUCUGCGACAAGUAUGACAAGUUAUUGAAGAGCCACGUAACUAAGUCAUGGCUUGAGGCUAGAACGUCUUGUCUGAUCUUCGCCGCGAGCGACAGCCUUGUACUGCCGUGCAUGGCACUUGCACUGUGGUAUGGAGGCACACUCCUAGCUAGAGCUGAACUUCAACCCUCCAAUUUUCUGGUGGUCUAUCUUGCCAUCAUACAGGGAAGCUUGGCGGCUGGCCAAUGGCUCAGCUUUGGACCUAACUUUGCUCACGUCUCGGCGGCUGCAAACCGAAUAAGAUCAAUGCGUCUUACUGAAGCUGAUACAGAGACUGCAAAUUUGACACAGCUCAAAGGUUUCUCUCGCUGGAAACUACCUUCGCAGCUUUUAUGGCAUGGCGCUGACAUUGAUUUCCAUAACGUCUGGUUUAAAUACCCAACACGUAACGUCGCUGUCUUGCAGGGUCUCAAUCUACACAUCAGACAUGGUCAAUACGCAGCCAUUGUAGGAAGCAGCGGCUCCGGAAAAACCACCGUCAUCUCUCUGCUGGAACGUUUCUACGAGCCUAAUGGCGGUAUAAUCACCUACAAUGGAGAUACGAUCGCAUCCCUGACUCUUAAAGAGCUCAGAAGUCGUAUGAGCUUGGUCGCCCAGGAGCCUUACUUGAUCCACGGAACUAUAAGAGACAACAUUCUGCUUGGUAUGGAGGGAGAUGAUGUUGACGAAGCAGUACUCCAUCAGGCUUCUCGUGAUGCAGGUAUUCAUGAAUUCAUCUCUUCACUCCCAAAUGGCUACGGAACGGAUGUGGGAACGGGUGGAAUCUUACUAUCAGGCGGGCAAAAGCAACGGAUCUCGAUUGCGCGUGCCCUCAUCCGCAAUCCAGAUGUUCUGCUUCUUGACGAAGCAACCAGUAGCCUUGACUCUGAAACAGAAAAGGAGGUUCAAGCCGUUUUGGAGCAAGCUGGAAAAGGAAGAACUACAAUCGUGGUCGCUCACCGUCUGGCUACGAUACAAAAAGCCGACGUGAUCUUUGUCAUGCAUCAAGGCCGAGUUGUGGAGAAAGGCGACCAUCAGAGCCUCCUCAAGCGUAAAGGGACUUACUGGCAGAUGUGUCAAGCUCAGACACUGAGCGAGUAA
This is a messenger RNA of Ascochyta rabiei, 3126 nucleotides long. RefSeq lists its product as uncharacterized. The transcript has 9 exons. The record is from RefSeq and is a predicted model, not a curated record. Gene Ontology annotation, biological process: transmembrane transport. Gene Ontology annotation, cellular component: membrane. Gene Ontology annotation, molecular function: ATP binding; ABC-type transporter activity; ATP hydrolysis activity. Bases 1 to 3126 code for a protein of 1041 amino acids. Lineage: Eukaryota; Fungi; Ascomycota; Dothideomycetes; Pleosporales; Didymellaceae.